AUUUACAGGUAAAUGUAUGCAUCUUUCAUUCAGGCCUAUAUCUUUGGCUGUAACUAUUUCUUUGGUAAACUUUUAAUUUUUGAUCACUCAUUAUUUCUUUACCGGUCCUGUUGGAUGAGUUUUGUUUUUUUCUUUGUGAUUUAGAAAUUAACAUAAAUUUAUUAUUGAUGGCUUGUUAAUUUAUUUUUUUUUUAAUUUUGAUAUAUUUUUUAAAUUUUAAUUAUCCUAUUAUAAUCUAAUCAUGGCUGAGUCUGUUUCUAAUACAAACAGUGAUAAUAAUGUAAAAGAUGAAGAAUUGGAAGAAUUGCUAAAUAGCGCAUUAGAAGAUUUUAAUAAACCUAAAGAUACCAAAGAAUUAGUUCAUAACACUAAUGUGGAAACAAUUAAAGAUAAGACUGAUGACCCUUCCUGGAAUGAUGAAUUUUUAUUGGAAGCGCAAAAGCAUUUUGAGAAAAAUAUGAAGGAUCUUUUUGGUCAAGGUGAAGCUGGUGCUAACUUCAAUGCUGAAAAUUUUGAAGAACAACUUCGUAAAAUGGCUGAUGAAGCGAAUAAAGUACUUACAGAGCAAUCAAGGGAUCCGGAAUUUUCAGCUACUAUUGCUCAAACCCUUAGGAAUCUUUCCGAAAAUACGGAAAAAAUGCAGUCAGAGCUGGGACAAGAGGCUUUGGCAGCCAUGAUGGGAAGCUUAGGCAUGGGUUCUGAAGCGAGUGGUGGCUCAGAUAUUAUGCCUUUCAUGCAGUCCAUGAUGCAGUCAUUUUUGUCUAAAGAUGUUCUUUAUCCUUCAUUGAAAGAUAUUACUGAAAAGUAUCCUGUUUGGAUCGAAGAAAACAAAAGCACAUUAUCAGAGCCUGAUUAUGAUAACUACAACAAACAGUUUAAGCUCAUGAAGGACGUGUGUGUAGAAUAUGAGAAAGAAUCCGAAACAGAUAGCGAGGAAAUAAAAAAAAGGAGAUUUAUGAAAAUAUUAGGGUUGAUGGAGGAAAUUCAGAAACUAGGCCAACCUCCAAAAGACUUAGUCAGUGAUGAAGGUUCACCUUUAGCCUGCGAUGAAAAUGGCGUUCCGAAUUGUAUACCCGGAAUGGAUCCAAAUCAAUGUUGUUUAAUGUGAUAUUAGAGAGCUGGUGAUAUGAAAAAAAAACAACUAUAAUUCUAAUUUGAACGUAAUAAUACUAUGAAGGAAUGAUUUUGUUUUUUCAAAUCAAAGCUAUCCAACAAGUAUUAUGAAGAAGAAAACCAAUUUAGUAUUUAGAGACGAAGCUUCUCUAGCUUAGAUUUUCAGUGUUUUAGUUUCAUUGUAUAGUCUGUUUUUGUAACUGCUUAAUUUUCUGAAAUAAUGGCUCUAUAAAGUUACAAAAUUUCUAUAGUUACUAUUGUAUAUAAAUUGAUAAAACCAUUCUGGUACUGAUAUCAAUCAACUAUAUUGUGAUAAAGUUUUUUAACUUUGGUUUAUUUUAUGCCUGUACAAAAAUUAUAAAUAUUUAUUUUAUUUUUUUAUAGUAUGUCGGCUAUAAUUUUAUUUUUAACAUUUGUUAUAAAAUCAAAGUAUUUGGUAUAUUGUUAUAAUAAAAAAGGGUUUUCACUUACUAUUAUUUUUAUUCUCUUGUUCUCUCUUAAAUAACAUAACUACAUGUAAUGUGAGUGUAAACUUUUCACAAUCCUUUUUUAGAAAUUUUCAAGUUUAUUUAUAAUUAGAUUUAUUUUUAAUAUGUUGAAAACUAAACUGUUAUGUAUUAUUGAAUUAUAAUUUCAAUACAUUAUAUCAAAUAUUAGAAUAUUGUGUUACCAAUUAAUCAUGAUACAUGUUUUAAAAUGUUUCUAACUAUUGACUAUAUGUUUCAUGAUUCAUUUAAUUCCUGCCAAUAUGUGAACUAGUUGAUAUCAUUAAUAAAGUUUUCGUUUGUUUGAUUUAAAUUUAAUUAUUGAACCAUUAUUAUCUGCUUUUCAGAUAUUCGUUUCUUGUUGACAAAUGAUAGGUUCGUUGUUAGCUUUUUGAAGAAUGUAUGUCAGAGCUAAACAGUAAAACAUGAGUGCAUUGAAAUAGUAAAACUCCUCAGAUAUGUUUAGAAUUUUUUUUUUUAAUUUGCUUAUAUGAAUUUUUUGGGGAGUGGGGUAGCUCAGUGGUAGGCUACUGAGCUUUUAAGGCUAAAGGUCCCAGGUUCGAACCCCGGCUCAUGGCAGAAAAUUUAUUUAUCUGUUUCGUUGGCCGUGAGGCGACCUUGAGUUGGGAGACCCUCCUUGGGCACACCCAGCCUCUAUAAAGUAAGUACCCUUAAUUAAAUAAUUGAUUAAGGGGGAAAACCUGGCAGUUGAGCGUGAUCUCGGUCAAAUCACCUCCUUGCACAACCGUUGACCUAGAAAAAGUGCUUUCCCUAAAAUAGUAUUGAACCCAAGACCCUUCAUGGGUUGUGGUUCAGGUUUUUUUUUUAUAUGAAUUUGUUAGUUAACCACGGUACCCAAUCUCUUAGUAAAGGCAUAACGUAACAUUAAAAAGAGCUUUGUCACAAUCUAUGCUAUAAAAGCAGCCACCAUAAGAGUAUCGGCAAUUAAGCCUUCAACGACUCGUAUAUGAGUCGAAAAGAAAUCGGGCCCAGAUGAUGGUGGACUUAUUAAUGAGUUAGCAGGCUCUUUCUAUUUAAAUGAUGAGGAGUUCAGUGAUGAAUUCUAUUUUCUAUUAUAUUCUGUUUAAGAGAGGACAUGACAAAAACAAAAAAUAAUUUUGUUUUUAGUUGUCUCAUUCAAUAACAUAAAAGGUCAAUUAUAUAAAAAGUAAAGGUUUAAAAGUUUAUUGCUACUCUUAAUGCAAAAAGUUUUAUGUAACUUUUUUAUAUGUAUCUUCUGUUUGCGCUGCAGUUGACAUUUUGUAGUCAGCUACUCUGCUAUAAGUAGCCUACUAAAUAGGAAAAUAGCCAAGGAAAAUAAAAUAUGAAAUUAUACUAAAAAAUUAUAAAGAAAUAAUCAAUUUUUAUGAUCUGUUAUAAAAGUAAAUUUUGAUAUAUGACACUUUGCACUAACCAUUAGCAUUAUAUUUUAUUUUUAAAAAAUUGUAAAAAUACAACAUUCCGAUUGUAUAAAAGUUAUAGUUAUAGUUAUAGAAGUUAGUACAAAAAUAAAAGUGUAAAACGAUGCCCUAAAUAAAAGGCUAAAUUGGUGAGUAUAGAUGAAGAAAAGUAUUUCAUUAUAGGGGCAUGAAGAUCUGUCAGCUCAAAAUUUUUAUUUUCAAAUAUCUCUGACAUUCUUUUAUAGAGUUCAAAUUUAUAGUCAGCACCUCGAAGAAUCCUUAAAUACGAAUUUUCAUAGCAUUUGAAAAAUAAACUUUUUUGAUUCAAUUUUUAACCAAGAUUAUAAUAAUAGCCUAUUAUUUUUGUCGAAAAUCACCAAAAUUUUGGUAACCAGAGAUUUUUACGAAUGGGGUAUCAAAUGAAAGAGUAUUUGACAGAGACAUGUAAAACCAUAGUCACAACCUCCCAAAAGUUUAGUGGAACAAGUUAUAAGCGAAAGAGAACAAUUUUUAUUUGCAAGAAGAAUCCUCAAAUACAAAUUUUCAUAGCAAUCGAAAAUACAACUUUUUUGGUUCAAUUUUUAACCAAGGCUUAUAAUCUUGGAAUUUUUGUCAAAAUUUUGAAAAACACGGAUUUUACGAAUGAGGCAUCAAAUGAAACGGUAUUUGAUGGUGACGUGAAGUACCAUAGUCUCAUACUCCCUAAUGUUCGGUGGAAAAAAUUUUGAAAGAAAGAGAAGAAUUUUUAUUUGCAAAUAUCUCAGACAUGUUUUUUGGAGAAACAGAGUUCAGAUUUGUAUUAAGCACCUCGAUGAACCAUCAAUUAUGAAUUUUCAUAGCAAUCGAGGAAUAAAACUUUGUCGUUUAAUUUUUAACUAAGACUAUAAUCUUGGAUUUUUUUCCGAAAAUCUGUAGUACAUUGUAUAUUCAUGUUGUAUGUCUAAUUAUUGUAUUUCCGUAUUGCAUUUCUAAUUAUUUUAUUCCUCAUCAUUAUAUUUUUCAUAUUUUAUUUUUAUGUAUUGUAUUAUCCGUGGAUUGUAUUCUUAAUUUAUUGUAUUUUCCAUGGAUUGUAUUCUUCAUUUAUUGUAUUAUCCUUGGAUUGUAUUCUUCAUUUAUUGUAUUAUCCGUGGAUUGUAUUCUUCAUUUAUUGUAUUAUCGGUGAAUUGUAUUCUUCAUUUAUUGUAUUAUCCGUGGAUUGUAUUCUUCAUUUAUUGUAUUAUCCGUUGAUUGUAUUCUUCAUUUAUUGUAUUAUCCGUGGAUUGUAUUCUUCAUUUAUUGUAUUUUCCAUGGAUUGUAUUCUUAAUUUAUUGUAUUUUCCAUGGAUUGUAUUCUUAAUUCAUUGUAUUUUCCAUGGAUUGUAUUCUUAAUUCAUUGUAUUAUCCUUGGAUUGUAUUCUUCAUUUAUUGUAUUAUCCUUGGAUUGUAUUCUUCAUUUAUUGUAUUAUCGGUGAAUUGUAUUCUUCAUUUGUUGUAUUAUCCGUGGAUUGUAUUCUUCAUUUAUUGUAUUAUCC
Messenger RNA from Nezara viridula (southern green stink bug), 4508 nucleotides. Lineage: Eukaryota; Metazoa; Arthropoda; Insecta; Hemiptera; Pentatomidae. The record is from the annotation of a GenBank genome assembly.